UGCUUCUUCGCCUGAUCAACAACCACGUCCGCUUAACCGUUGUACCAAAAGUACCUCGGGGAGUACAUAUGUCGAUUGUCUGAAACCCAGGUAAGCCAGCGUGCUUAAAACUUGGCAGGUCACCUAAAGUGUAUUCGACUGGUGAAGAACCACGGUUAGUGACUUCAGGCUCACUUUUACCCUCACAACCUGUUUGAUAUGACACCGGUGAAGUGCAAGAUUCCAUAUUUAUCCGCCAUUUUAAAUUUGACUCUCUUAGUGAAGCCUAUCGUCACCAGCUUUAGUGAUGGUCGGGCCAUACUGUAGCAGCGGAGUGGAUUAGUCGUGCCCCAAUCACCGCUUCCCAAUUUUUUCGCUGCUUUCUCCACAUGACAUCACCGAUGACAGCAACGCAAUCUACCCAGUGAAUAUAUGAGGGAAAGGAUGGAGGUACUCGCCUUUGGAUGUAUCCCUCUUUCUUGAGAACAGGUCUCAGAUAUUCUUGCAAACGCAGCGCCGCAGGACUCGCUCGACUGUCUCCGUUUACUUCAAGCUCGUUGUACUCUCAUAGCUCUAGCUCCCAUUCCAUGACUACUGAAAACGCCAAGUUUGCCGCUCAAAACCUUUUCGAUGUUGAUGGCUGGGUCUGCGUAGUCACCGGUGGAGGUACUGGCAUCGGUCUCAUGAUCGCCCAAGCUUUCGCCAACAACGGGGCGAAGGUUUACAUUACAUCUCGCCGACAAGACGUUCUCGAGAAAACGACCAAACACUGGGGCUCCGCCCUCAUUCAUCCAAGAGGCAAACUUAUCCCAGCAGUUUGCGAUGUUACUUCCAAAGACUCUAUUCGUCGAUUAGUCGACGAGAUUGAGAGGAGUGAAAGCCAGGUUGAUCUGCUUGUCAACAAUGCUGGUAUCAGCAAGACGACGAGCGACGUAGAGAAGGGGGAACAAAGUGUUAAUGCGCUUGCUGAAGAACUCUUCAAUGAAGACCCCAAUCACUGGGGGGACAUCUACAGAACAAAUGUCAUAGGUCCCUUCUUCGUUUCUGCUGCCUUUCUGCCCCUCCUCCAUGCCGCCUCCAAGAAGUCUCACCUUACUGGCUCUGUCAUUAACGUCUCUUCCAUCUCCGGCAUCACUCGCAACACACAACACCACAUCAAUUAUAACGUGUCAAAAGCUGCUACUAUCCAUCUAACGACCUUGCUCGCACAAGAAUUUCGGAGGAAGGCGGUUCGGGUCAGGGUAAAUAGCAUUGCACCAGGUAUUUUUCCCUCAGAAAUGACAGCGGGCGGAUCGGACGAAUACAAUAAAUCUCAGCUUCCCCAUGGGGAGGAGUUCGGGAAGAAAAAAGGUAUCCCUGCCGAUCGGCCGGGCCGGGAAGAAGAUGUAGCUCAAGCAGCUUUAAUGUUGGCGUGUAACCAAUACGCCUAUGGUCAGACUUUGGCCAUCGAUGGUGGGUAUCUUUUGGUAAACGGCUGAGCUACCUCGGUUCAGCUCGAGACACGCUCGAAUGCAACAUAUUAGGCUUUCGCAAUAGAUUCCGUAGCAAGUCAUAGCCGUAGUUCCGUACACAUGUCCAUUGUUAAAUG
This is a messenger RNA of Pisolithus orientalis, 1567 nucleotides long. RefSeq lists its product as uncharacterized. The coding region runs from base 444 to 1457 and encodes 337 amino acids. The transcript has 3 exons. Gene Ontology annotation, molecular function: oxidoreductase activity. NCBI's taxonomy places the organism in Eukaryota, Fungi, Basidiomycota, Agaricomycetes, Boletales, Pisolithaceae. The record is from RefSeq and is a predicted model, not a curated record.